AUUUUAUCACAGGCUCUGGAGGAUAUCAAGACGGAGCAACUACAAAAGUAAGGUUAAUUUCAGAUCCUUCAAGGAAUAAUUAAUUACUGUCACCUCAUUUUUGCUGUCAGUGUCAGAUUGGUGUGAUUGGGAGCAUGUCUUUACAGCAAUGAAUCUGUAGAACUAAAGACACCUUACAGGCUUUUCCCUCUCUCUCCUCUUGCUCGUACUGCGUAAGUGCUUACAUGCAAUAAUGUUCAUUUAAUGUAGUUUCAGUGGGAGUAACAGCUGAUUCCUUGAAUCAUGUUUUGAUGUACAUAACUAUAACUGCAAGGCUGUGUGGCUGUGUUCUUGGGCAGCAGUGUUUCAAUAACAACUCAGAUUGGAUGAGGUUUAUGUGAUAUCUGGAAUACCUUGAUUAUUCUGGACGUCACAAAAUUUGAACCUUAUCGUCAUUGUUUUACACAAUGUUUUACACAGGUGUUUUACACAAAUAACAAGAAACACACUGUCGCAGAACACAGUAUUAAAUUGCUCUUGGAAAUCAUGCAUUGCAUUUGCAACCUACAGAUUUAAGUAAGCAAGCAGUUAACUAGCUAAUCUUCACUUCAGGCUGAUUUUCAAAAUUACCUUUAGGCUCUUAUCUAAUGAGAAGACAGAUAACACAAUAUAAUAGAGUAUUAUUAGUGUCUUCUUCUAAAUAACUGUCCUUAUUUUACAGACAAAGGGAAUCAACAAACCCUGAAUCUAUACAGACAGAUCCACUGCAAAUUUUUCUUGAAGCAGUGGAAAACUGUAAGCCUAUCGUUGGGGUCAGAGGAAUGAAUAGAGGAGGCAAGGUCUAUCAGGUAAUAUAGCACAGUCUGGGUUUUACUAAAAAAAAGAAAAGAAAAGAAAAGAAAAGGAAAAAAGCACUUUAUUUUAGUGUUAAGGUAGUUGGCACGAAAAUACUAAUUGGGACACUAUUUUUACGUCUCCAACUGAAGACCGGGCCGCCAUUUUACGUGGUCAUCCGAGCCACGCGAAGGUCUUGCUGCUUGAAGUGCAAAGGUAGUACCUUCAUUUCUCAGUUAUUUUAAGACCCUGAGUGAUGGUCCGGCCCCGGGAAUCGAACCCACGACCUCCCGCUCUGCAGUCAACCACUUUACCGACUGAGCUAAUCCUUCCGCGGUUAGGGAAGUAACUGUACAUGUGUACUUGGAAUUAACAUGUAAUUAACAUGUAAGUAUGUGACUGUCUGGCACUUAGCUGAUGGCAUUUCAUUUAUUUAGAUCUUUCCACCGUGUUUUCCAACUACAAGAACCACUUAGGGAAAAUCCGUCGACACCGCCACUGGAAAAAGCGCCUUUUAAUGUGUAAAAUUACCAAGUUUUAAAGUGAUUUUGUUAAAAACUAACUCGCACAGUCUAUAUAGUCACGAAAUUUUACAGAGUACAAACUUUUUUUUCUCCCGCCACACAAACGUCUGUGAAUUUUCGCAACUUGCGGAGCUACAUGUAUAUCUUCGCUCCAUUGAGUUGAAUCACUUUCAAACUUAGCAGGUUUACUAAUUUUAUGGCACUCUUUCCAGCAGUGUGGACGGAUUUUACUAAUUGAGCCUGAUCAACUUGAGAAAAUCCAUGGAGGGGUCUAUUGAAAAUUGAUAAACAAAAAAAAAAAAAAAAAAAAAAAAAAACUAGCCAAUAAAAGUUCAAAAAUUUACUGCUGUACAUUUUCUUGCUUUCUUUAUUUCCGAACACUGUAAUGGAGGUCGUGCAAGUUAUUCUGACUUUUCGCUCUGUGAAUAAAGUGUUGAUGUCUAAUUGAGUCUUUGAAAAUGCCUUUUCUGUUCAGGAAAGUAGCGGAAGUACGUCUGUUUGUCUUCUUUUAGUUAAAGGACCGAGAUUCAAAAUCUUACCCUUUCCAGAUUUGGGGAGCAAUCAUUUUAACAAUUUAAUUUAAUUUUGGCAUUUUUGGACAAAUUUAGCUGGUUAGCACAGUCUUACAGUACUCGGAAAGUAACAGUCACAAAAUUAGGAGUCGCUCCAUCCUGCUAAUCUCUAAAACGGAUGGUGGCAAUUCCAUUUGAGUCAAACUAUCUCUUGGAGGCCUGUAGUCAGUAAAGUUUCGCAUUGCGUCUUGUCUAACUUUCAGGUGCCUAUUCCUCUUCCUCCUCAACGCCGCCGUUUUCUAGCAAUCAAAUGGCUGAUAACCGCUGUUCGGGAACAGCAGAAAACAAAUAAGAACGCAAGAAUGUACAAGAAACUGGCUAAAGAGCUUCUCAAUGCUUACAACAAUGAGGUAACGAAUGAUUCCGAUACACCAUGCACUUGCCACUUCAAUAUUACGUUACUGAUUUUGGACAGAAUUUUGUGUUUAAUUGACCAAAAUGGAUAGAAGCGAGCAUCUCAUUCGCGGUUGAGGAAAAGAACAGCUGCCUUCAAAGUAAAGUCGAACCCCGUUAAUACGGACAAUAAAGGGGCCAUAGAAAGUGUCCGUAAUAAUGAGGUGUCCGUAUUAAGCGGGCGGCCUAAAAGCGGGCUUCGACUGUACCAUCGACCGCCUGGUCGUCCAAAGUGAUAACAGCAUGGGUCAAGUAUUCAAGGCAGCGUUAAAUAGCCACCAAAAAAACGUGGGCAUAGGGUUAUGGCGCAUUCAAAGAUGGUGGCUCUGUCCAUUCAAGCCGAGAUAUUUUUGAUGCCACCCAUUUCAUUUUUGUUCACAAGUCGACCUUCUGUCCACUCGAAACCAAUGCUUACCGAAACUGCAUCAUUUUUAAACCACUUUUCAGAGUGUUUUACCCUCUCCACACGAAUCUGGGUAAGCAAUAAUGUGGUUUUGAUAAUGUCCCGUUUCGUGUGGACGGGGAAUUUGAAGCCAAAGUUCGUUUAAACAGCGAAUUUAUAUCUAGAUGAUUUAUCCGUCUCAAGUAUAAUUUCGGCCUAUGGGGAGCUUCAGCACCGACGACGGCGAAAGCAAUGGCAACGAUAACCAAAACAACUUUGCAAGUGCGUCACGCCUGUUUGUACAUUUCCUUGCCGUUACUGUACGACUACGACGAAAAACUUCCUAAAUUUCACGUUUUGUGCAGGACUUGAACACAAGACCACGACUUUCUAAUUCUUUUCCUGAACCUCGAUAGUCCUUCAGAAUUCAGCUCCGGAAAAAAAUUGCCAACAUUUGAUGAAUUGAACGAGAUGGAAUAAACCAGAUAAAGUUUGAAACAGCGCAAAUUCACGUUUAAGCGACGUUUUGGUAUCCGUGGCCGUCGUUGUUGCUUAAGCUGCCUACUUCAUAUAUCUUAUCCAAGUCGGGUUUAAGUUUUUGAGGGGUUUCAUGCGUGGCAAGUAUGUGACUCAACUCGAAAAUUCAUCGUUUUACACGCGGUACUUUUGUUAUAUCAAUAGGGUACCGUGAUAAAAAAGAAACGCGAACUACAUAGGCGAGCAGAAGACAACAGAGCGUAUGCACACUAUCGAUGGUGGUAG
This is a messenger RNA of Porites lobata, 3446 nucleotides long. The record is from the annotation of a GenBank genome assembly. Lineage: Eukaryota; Metazoa; Cnidaria; Anthozoa; Scleractinia; Poritidae.